AUGACGACUGCAUCAGCAGGGGUAAAGAAACUUGUAUGUCGUAGACAUGAGCGUUGUCACACCGGAUCUAAGCCUUAUGUCUGUAAGGAGUGUCGCAGACCAUUUGCCAGACAAGAUGCUCUUGUUCGGCAUGAGAAGCUGCAUCAGCGUGAUAUGAAUUCAAGGGAUGGCUUACACCAAGCUUCCGUUCCCCCGUCUCUAGAUCCCAUGACUUCAUGGGAAUCAAGCAGCGCGUCUACAGUUGAUCCAGCUUCCACUUCAGCUACUAGUCGGUCUUGGGAUGAGCCGCAAGUUGUGCACCAUUCGGCUAUGCAAAAUGUGAACGAUUUGGAUUUCGCUCUGGUCUGGCCUGAUUCGGAGAAUCUAUUCCAUAGUCUCAUGUCCUCGGAAGCUACCGAUCAAUGGCAGAUCCCGUUGGGGACACUGCCAUUCCCACCGGUCGUGCAAGAAAUAAAUGGUGUAAGUUUUGGUUCACCAAACUCAUUUGAUGACCGAAGCUCAUCAAUCGGCUCUAUUCCGUCCGGUGGAGGACACCAAGCCGUGCGGGAUGUGACGGACAUGAUUACUAGCUCGUCCUCGAGCGUCACCGCUGCCGUCAAAGCCACAUCGAUCACAUCCGUCUUUCUAGAUGAAUGUCUUCACAUGUUCUUUGUUCGUUUCAUUCCAACAUUCCCUCUACUGCACCGAGCAACGUUCGUCUUUCGAGAAUGCUCCCAUUCCUUACUCCUUAACGCUAUAGCCAUCGGUUCAUUGUACCUUGGCCCAAGUGAUGCUGUUGCGAAAGGGGAAGCUUUAUGGCGGCUUGCACAUACUGCUGUUGCCACCUCAUGGCAAUCAUUAAUCACACACAAUGGCCCAUAUGACGCCUGCAAGGGCGUGCAGUUGAUGAUCACUGCACUUCUCGGUCAAAUAUACGGAGGAUUAUCCAGGAAUCGUGCAAUUCGGACCACAAGCCAAGUCUUCCGUCCACUUGGCUUCUUCUGGGCUCGCCAAUGCGGAAUGUAUGACAGUGAGCCAUAUUCGAUGGAGAAUCUACCUUCAAACGACGCCCCUGCUGCCGAGAAAGAUCAUCAGUGGCGGAUAUGGGCUGCACGGGAAAUACAGCAGCGUGCUUUGCUUGCAUACUACGUCCUUGAUGGACUGGUAGCCCAGAUGUCUGGUGAUGGACCAUCUGCCCGACAUGUCUCGAAUCCGAUGAGCCUUCCCAGUAGCGAACCCGCUUUUGAUGCGAGCAGCCCUGAUGAAUGGCUGGCACACAUGCACUCUCAAAAACCCGAUCAAUCCUCCUUCCGACUGGUCUUUCGGUCCUUGUUCCCACCCGUUGGUAAUUUUAGGGCCCUGGACUACCAAUUCUCCGCCUUCGCUCUUCGGGUCGUAUUGGAGGGCCUUCAGUCCUUGAUCUCUGACGGUGAUGAUGAAAUGGCAGUGGACGUUCCUGGCCAAUCUGAUGUACGAAGAGCUUUAGCUCAAGUGCACGAGACCAUCUCUAUGAGUAUACAUUUCUCUGCUGCCGAGAGGCUAGAGCUGCUUUUGCGCUGGCAUACCGUCUGCCUCGAUACAAUGAUCAACUCAACUGUUUUAGCUCGUCAUGUCUGUUCUCGUUACAAUAUUUCCCAACAUCUAUCCGGAGGCUGUCGAACAACCCGUCCAGGGUUCGACCUCAUUCAAUGGGUCGACACCGAGGACGCCAAGCGAGCGGUCCUCCACGCCGUCGCCAUUCAAGACAUCAUCGAGCAAUUACCUCGUGGUCGUGCGCACGUCGUGCACAUGCCAAGCUCCUUGUUUGCUGCAGCUACGAUCUAUGUCGUCUUUACUCUUGCUGGGGUAACGACCGUCCAUCUCCCCCGCAAUAUCGUAUGGCAAGAUGCCCUGCUGUCCCAUUCAGACCUCCAUCUCGGCCACGAUGACAUCCGCCCCCAGUCUGGUUCCGAGACACGGUGUUUCGUGACAACGAACCAAGGAAUGUCUCCCGUUCUCACUGGUGGUGCUGUACGCAACCUUCUGUACGAGCUCAACUCCAUUCAAAAGCUUUUCCGCUGUCUUUCAUCACAGUGGGGAAUAGCUCAUGACAUGGAGAAUAUUAUCGCCCAAUGGAUUCAACUAUGUCACUAG
Penicillium odoratum is the source of this 2112-nucleotide messenger RNA. RefSeq lists its product as uncharacterized. Bases 1 to 2112 code for a protein of 703 amino acids. Gene Ontology annotation, cellular component: chromatin. NCBI's taxonomy places the organism in Eukaryota, Fungi, Ascomycota, Eurotiomycetes, Eurotiales, Aspergillaceae. The record is from RefSeq and is a predicted model, not a curated record. Gene Ontology annotation, biological process: regulation of transcription by RNA polymerase II; DNA-templated transcription. The transcript has 4 exons. Gene Ontology annotation, molecular function: DNA-binding transcription factor activity, RNA polymerase II-specific; RNA polymerase II cis-regulatory region sequence-specific DNA binding; zinc ion binding.